CUUAAAUCACGCCCUAUUCUUUCACCAGAAACUCAUCACAUUCAACCACCACCACACUCCACCACCACAAAACCAAGUAGAAAAUGUCCACCCUCAAAGAAACCCUGCUCAACGAAAUCGCGCACCUCCGCGCCAUCGCCAAAGACCUCCUCUUCUCCGGCACAUACAUCUACCCCAUAAAAGGAAUAAUCUACACCCUCCACCACCGCCCCCUGUGGACGCCGCUCCUCUCGCGGUCCACCAAAACCCUCACCCUGGGCCUGGGCAUCACCACGACCAUGUUCUUCUUCACCUACCUCCCGCAAGUGGCGCUGCUCACCUUCACCGCGGGGCCUCUUCUCGCGCCCUUCUCCGCCGCCCUCCUCGUGCUCUCCGAAUCCUCCACGAUCACCACCUACCUGGCGCGGUCGUUCCUCCUCGCCGACGCGCUGACCGACACCUUCGACGCGACGCUGCUCGAGCGCGGCGAGGACGCCCUCGUCGCGCGGGAGCGCGCCGUCGCCGUCCCGCCAUCCUCGUCCUCGUCCACUAGCGGGGCCCACCGCCUCGGCACCCGUCUCAAGCACCCGAUCGAGAAACUCUCGCCGCAGAUGCUGCUGCGCUCGCUGCUGUACCUGCCCCUCAACUUCGUGCCGGUCGUCGGCACGAUCGCGUAUAUCUAUGUGCAAGGGAAGCGCGUGGGGCCGGUGGCGCACGCCCGGUACUUUCAGUUGAAGGGGUGGGGCAGGAAGGAGCGCGAGGAGUGGGUGGGUGGGGAUGGGAGGAGGGGGGCGUAUACUGCGUUCGGCAUGGCGGCUUUCGCGUUGGAGAUGAUUCCGUUUGCGUCGAUUGUGAUGGCCUUUACAAAUACCGUUGGGGCGGCGCUGUGGGCGGCGGACUUGGAGAAGGCUACGAGGUGAGAGGUGGGGCUGGGUUGGUUUGGGUUUGGGUUUGAGGGUGUGAGGGUGGAAGGGUGUAAGGGUUCAAGGGUGCGGUUCGAUCAGGUGGAGGCUGGUGUUGUGGUUCAGGGGAGUUGGGACUGGUGCGGUGCGUAGUGUAUAUUGGAUGGGAACUUUGUAACUUUCUGUAUCUGUAGUUUACCCCGGGACAUGGCUGUGGCCACAUUUUAUGCUACCCAUGUUUUUGCAACUAUUGAAGUACUGUACGCAGAUCACUCAUUCAACUCAUGCUC
Aspergillus fijiensis CBS 313.89 is the source of this 1171-nucleotide messenger RNA. RefSeq lists its product as uncharacterized. Gene Ontology annotation, cellular component: lipid droplet; prospore membrane; ascospore wall. The record is from RefSeq and is a predicted model, not a curated record. Lineage: Eukaryota; Fungi; Ascomycota; Eurotiomycetes; Eurotiales; Aspergillaceae. Bases 84 to 899 code for a protein of 271 amino acids. The transcript is spliced from 3 exons.